GAUUCCUGGGGCUGACUCUCUUGCCCGCACGUCUUUGGCCUGGGCGCGUUACGUACAAGAUCCUCUUCAUGCUAUUUGCGUUCUUUUUGACAAGGAAAGGACAGCAUUACGUCUUUCCCUUGGUGCUACAGUGUAUGUAACGGGUGAGCAAGAGGAUCAAUUGUACGCGCGGCUCUGUUGGGAAAUGAGCUUGUGGGUUACUGCAUGCGGAGUCUGGGUGGAGGACUGCGUUACUCGACCGACAAGCGUGGCGUCGUUGCAGUUUUUGGCGGGAUUUGGUCCAUCAAGGGCUCGCAAACUGCACCAACUGCUAACGUUGCGUCGCCCGAAUAGUCGUGAGGAGUGCGGCCAGCUCAUUAAAGAGUAUUUUGGUGCAUAUGUUUCCCAUAAUGCGAUUUCAUCUUUGCGUUUUGGACCCCCAAGUGAUGCUUCUACUGAAAAUGGAGGAUCUUUUUCCCGGUGGCAUCUUCUUGAUCAGACGUUGAUACCACGAGAGUGGUAUGGCGCUGCGGCAUUUGUUGCAAGUGCGGCGCUUAAAAAUGUUCCUUCCAGACUUGUCGCACUUGUAGAAUUUAUGCGGCUGGAGGCGUCAGAAAAGCGUGAUCGGAUCGACCGUCAUGCCCACCAGCGGAAGAUGAUUACUGCCAUUCGCGAGGCCCGCCGCCCUGAGUGGGAAUCGUUGUUGGGUGAAAGAGAGGUGGAGUUCCUGCAGGAAGAGAUGAUAACAGUGGGUCAGUCUUUCCUGCGACGGCCAUAUCGGCGGCUGUCGGACAGGGAACUUAUGUCAUUUGUGACGGGCAUCGUGUACUGCACACAAUCCAGCGCGUAUUCCGAUACUCGCUCGGUUGACACACGCUCCCUAGUCAUUUGUGAGGGGGAUUACGUGAUGGGGACGGUGCAAGGCGUUCGUGGUGGUGGGACUGUCCCGGGUAUUCGUGUUUCGACAUCAUUUGGGUUGGGCGCCUUUAUCGCUGCAGAAGAUAUUGACGAUGAGACAAUGAGGCAGGAUGUGCUCCUGUAUGAACAAUCCGUGCGUGAGAAUGCUGGCAUGCCGCAACCUCCAUCAAAAUUGACACCUCCAACUUGGUUGCGUCGUGGUGUGCCCAUUCAGGGCAUUGUCUUUGGUUGCAAUUGGGAGCGCUGUGAGUUGCGCCUGCGGUGGUGUCGACCACGUGACACCAUUUCUAAUGGGAAUCGCAGUAAUGCGGAACAAGGCGGCAAGGACGAUGUGGACAGCGAUAACCACUACUUGUCCUAUGCCAAAUGUGUUAACGAUGCGAUGAGCAGUGCGAAUUCUCUCCGUACGGUGCGGAUGAAUAUUGACGCCCGUGUCUUUGCAACGAAGAUAUCGCGCCAUCCGCUGUUUCGCGACACCACCAGCGCCACAGCACAAACAUAUCUUCACGACAAACGGAUUGGGGAGGUGAUUCUUCGUCCGGCGACUGGAAGGCGCAACAAGGCCAUUGCGGUGGUGAAGAUUGGUGAGCGGUCAACGUGCAACUGGCUUAUCAGUGAGGAACGACGUUCCAACGGUUCCAUUUACUACCGCCUGAAGGACAAAUUGACGGGACGCGAGGUGGAGUUUGGUGAUGUAGAUGAGUUUCUGAAUAAUUUCAUCGCUCCGAUGGUUGCUCUUGUGCGGAGCAUCCGCAGCCACCGACGGUUUGUUGAAAGCGCACGCGAUGUACAAGAUGCGCUGGAUGCUCAGCGUCAGAGUGGUCUUGGCUUUACAUAUGUCUUUGCUGAGGUUAGCCAACAAUCCAGACCUCCAUUUUAUCGCGUUUUUACGCGCGGCGGUGUGACGGAGCGGAACUUUUACCUUCACAUUGAUGAAAGCAGCAUUUAUGUGCGUGUUCCCAUACGGCGCAGCGGCGGACGGGGCGGUAUUGACCUCAGAUGGGUGAGGUGCCGCAACGCGGAGCACGUCAGCGAGGUCGUGAAGGGCUUGGCGCGGCCCUCCUAA
Messenger RNA from Trypanosoma cruzi, 1963 nucleotides. RefSeq lists its product as uncharacterized. Gene Ontology annotation, cellular component: transcription elongation factor complex. The transcript has a single exon. Lineage: Eukaryota; Euglenozoa; Kinetoplastea; Trypanosomatida; Trypanosomatidae. Gene Ontology annotation, molecular function: histone binding; nucleosome binding. The annotation marks the transcript as partial. The record is from RefSeq and is a predicted model, not a curated record. Gene Ontology annotation, biological process: nucleosome organization; transcription elongation by RNA polymerase II; transcription elongation-coupled chromatin remodeling.